Sciurus carolinensis (gray squirrel) is the source of this 752-nucleotide messenger RNA. It is a transcript of the gene Mrpl30, whose product is annotated as mitochondrial ribosomal protein L30. The transcript is spliced from 6 exons. Lineage: Eukaryota; Metazoa; Chordata; Mammalia; Rodentia; Sciuridae. The record is from RefSeq and is a predicted model, not a curated record. Gene Ontology annotation, cellular component: mitochondrion; large ribosomal subunit. Gene Ontology annotation, molecular function: structural constituent of ribosome. Bases 179 to 664 code for a protein of 161 amino acids. Gene Ontology annotation, biological process: translation.
GAGGGACUUGCCGGUUACUAACGCGCCCUUCCCCGGAACCAAAGGGUCGCGCGCCUUGCGACGGAAGGGUUUGAGUGGCGCACUCGUUCAUCCUUCCUGCGCUGUGUUUCCGGCGGUGGGGCGCUUCUGGCUGCGCUGUUAGCUGGCGCUGCUGCUGAAGAGAACAAUCACUAGGCUUAUGGCAGGGAUUUUGCGCUCAGUAGUUCAGAGGCCCCCAGGCAGGCUACAGACUGUGACAAAAGGUGUGGAGUCUCUGAUUAGUACAGUCUGGAUUCGUCACAAAUUUACCAAAUCAAAAAUUCCAGAUAAAGUAUUUCAGCCUUCACCAGCAGAUCAUGAAAAAUACGGUGGGGAUCCACAGCACCCUCAUAAACUACACAUUGUUACCAGAAUAAAAAGUACAAAAAGACGUCCAUAUUGGGAAAAAAACACAAUAAAGAUGCUUGGAUUAGAAAAAGCACAUACCCCUCAAGUCCACAAGAAUAUCCCUUCAGUGAAUGCAAAACUGAAAAUGGUUAAACAUUUGAUAAGAAUCCAGCCCCUGAAACUGCCACAAGGACUUCCAACAGAAGAAAACAUGUCUACCACGUGCCUCAAGAGCAAUGGGGAAUUAGUCCUGCAGUGGCAUCUGAAGCCGGUGGAGGAGGAAGCAGUUAAGUCCUGACAUUGCAGCUUCAGAUUAAAAAGUGCAAAUCAUUUGUAUUUAAAGUUGGUGAGAAAAUGUUUUCAUUAAAAUAUUUAAGAUGUAUUUU